AUGGAAGGUGAAAGACUGUCACUCGCCUAUAAACAUCUCAAAAAAAUUCCGGAAAAAUCGUUAAAAAACUUUGAAGAUAAGCUGAUCCAUCUUGAUUUAAGCCACAACAAGAUCUCCGAUCUUAGAAUCUUGGUACGUUUGAAGCAGCUUAGAAUUCUAAUUCUUGAUCAUAAUCAUAUAAAUUCUCAAAUACAGUUUCCGAGUCAUGAAAUGCUAAACACCCUUUGGGUCAACCAUAAUGAGAUAGAAAAUUUAAGCAUAUUCAUCGAAAAAAUCGCCAAGGCAUUUCCUAACUUGAAAUAUCUGAGCAUGAUGAACAACCAGGCUGCUCCCAGUUACUUUAAUGGUGGCACUUUGUACCAGUAUACAGAUUACAGACAGUACACCAUCAGUCAUCUUCCGAAACUUCUGGCUCUAGAUGAUAUCACCAUUACUGACGAGGAAAGAUUUAAAGCGGAACAGAUUUAUGGCAAGAUAAGGUUUGAUAGCUCAAAGAAAAUGGAUACCCGCGGCUAUAUUGACGCUUGA
Trichoplax adhaerens is the source of this 528-nucleotide messenger RNA. RefSeq lists its product as uncharacterized. The transcript has 4 exons. Gene Ontology annotation, molecular function: protein binding. NCBI's taxonomy places the organism in Eukaryota, Metazoa, Placozoa, Uniplacotomia, Trichoplacea, Trichoplacidae. Bases 1 to 528 code for a protein of 175 amino acids. The record is from RefSeq and is a predicted model, not a curated record.